Messenger RNA from Pecten maximus, 2575 nucleotides. RefSeq names its product 3-ketoacyl-CoA thiolase, mitochondrial-like. Gene Ontology annotation, biological process: fatty acid beta-oxidation. Lineage: Eukaryota; Metazoa; Mollusca; Bivalvia; Pectinida; Pectinidae. The transcript has 11 exons. Gene Ontology annotation, molecular function: acetyl-CoA C-acetyltransferase activity. The coding region runs from base 64 to 1263 and encodes 399 amino acids. The record is from RefSeq and is a predicted model, not a curated record.
UCGAACACGCUGACAUUUUUUCAAAGAGCCAAUCAAAGUCCACCUUUACUGCAAGAUUUCAACAUGGCGCUGUCAAGAGCUGUAAAUGGCGUGUUUAUCGUGGCUGCCAAGCGAACAGCCUUUGGGACGUUUGGAGGCAAACUGAAAGGCAUGUCGGCUACUGCCAUGAUGGAAGAGGCAUCGAAGGCAGCUCUAGCGGCCGGAAAUGUGAACCCCGAGAAUGUCAGCUCUGUCAUCAUAGGGAACGUAAUACAGUCAUCUACAGAUGCUAUAUACCUGGCACGACACGUCGGUCUGAGGUCUGGUGUACCAGAGGCUGCUCCAUCCCUUUGUGUAAACAGGCUGUGUGGCUCAGGCUUCCAAGCUGUUAUCAACGGAGCUCAGGAAAUCAUGCUGGGUGAGAGUGAGAUUGUUCUUGCUGGAGGAACUGAGAGCAUGAGCCAGGCUCCGUUUGCAGUCCGCGAUAUCCGCUUUGGAACCACCUUGGGAAAACCUAUCCAGCUUGAAGAUACGCUUUGGGGUGGACUGACAGACACAUACACAAAAAUGCCAAUGGCCAUCACGGCGGAGAAUCUGGCCAUGCAGUACAACAUCAGUCGCGAGGACUGUGAUACAUAUGCUCUGCAGUCACAGACACGCUGGAAGGAAGCACAAGACGGUGGUGUAUUUAAUGCAGAGAUUGCCCCACUGACACUUAAAGGCAAAAAAGGACCAGAAACCUUCAGUGUGGAUGAACACCCGCGUCCUCAGACCGUCCCGGCGGGACUGGCCAAAUUGCCUGCAGUGUUUAAAAAGGACGGAGUAGUGACAGCAGGCAAUGCUUCGGGCGUUUGUGACGGGGCUGCAGCUGUGAUUGUAGCCAGCGAGGAAGCUGUGCGGAAGUACAACCUCACACCACUUGCCAGACUUGUCGCUUACGGAAUUUCAGGUUGUGACCCCAAGAUCAUGGGAAUAGGCCCCGCCCCUGCAUCUCGCGCAGCUCUUCAGGCGGCAGGCAAAAGUGUGGAGGAUAUGGAUAUUGUUGAAGUAAAUGAGGCAUUUGCCCCCCAGUACCUCGCAGUUCAGAAGGAAUUGGGUCUGAACCCAGAGGUCUCCAACAUGAACGGUGGCGCUAUCGCUCUCGGUCACCCUCUGGCAGCCUCAGGGACCAGGAUCACCGGACACAUCGCACAUGAACUUCAUCGUCAAGGUAAAAAGAUUGGUCUUGGAUCAGCCUGCAUUGGAGGUGGCCAGGGAAUUACUGUGAUACUGGAGAAGGCAUAAUGACGAGAUCAUUGACUGGGACGGCCAGGCAUUAUAACAAUUGAACAAUGGACAGGAGAAUAGUGUGGAUAAUUUCACUAAUUUUUGUUUUACUGAAUCAGGAAGAAAGUUCACUGUACACAGGCGAUAUUCCUUCAAGUGAAAUUCAUGUGAAUUUUUUCAUGCGAAAUUCAUGUGGAUUUUUUCAUGCGAAAUUCAUGUGGAUUUUUUCAUGCGAAAUUCAUGUGAAAGUCACAUGAAAUUCACAUGAAGAAAUUCAUAUUUCAUGUGAAAUUUCACAUGAAAAAUUUCACGCGAAUUUCACAUUUUUGUCCUAUUCACGUGAAAUUCUGAAAUUUCACGUGAAAUUUACAUGAAAGAAUAUUGUCUGUGUUCGGCAAUACACACAAAUUAACAUAUCUAUUGCGGUGGAAAUAUUUACAUUUUGUACCCCAAUUGUUUAAAAUUUAAUGAAAUAUGUGAAUUGUUAAAUGUUACAAACUGAUGAAACAAAAGUGAUAUUUAAAUUUUAGGGGUCAUGACCUCCUAAACAAAGUGCUGGCUAGACAAAGUGCUGAUUGGAUUGGAGGGUUGGGCUGGCUUUAAUGGGGCUGUUUUUUAUCCUGAUGGUUGUGGAUGAAGAUGACACAAUAUUUAAUGACAAAAAAAAUUAUGAUUUCUUGAUUCUUUCAAAGAAUGAUGAAAUAUAUAUAAUGUGAGGUUAUUUAUUUGUUCGGGAAAUAUUUCUCUACAUUAUGUAGACAGAUAAAUAUGAACUGCUUUAAUUGGUUGUGUCAGAUUUGCUGUGUAUUUACAAAACAUUUCUCCCUUUAUCAGGGGUUUCCUGCAUAUCACAUAUAUGAUCUCGGAAAUAACGAUUAAUAUUUUCCAAUAUCUUGAAAUUUAGAAGAUAUUAAAGAUUAAAAGAAUAGAAGUAUAUAACCCCAAAUAUGCCUGCAGCUAGGGUUAAUUAAUUACAUAGAAUAUCUAUUUCUGUUCAAAUUUCUGAAUUUCAAAGAUACAUGUGGUUUAGCGAUAAGGCUGAUAGUAUUAAUUGAUAAGGCAGGUGAAAUGCAUUGUAACUGUGUUGACCUGUGAUAUCAUAAAAAAUGUUCACUGUAGUUUGAAAUUUUAAGUGAAUUACAGUGGUUUUGAUAAGUGUGUGUGAUUUGGGAUGUUCAUCGUAUAACCAGUGCGAGUGGACUCUGUGUGAAAGUGUGUUAUUUAUACAUAUGUAACUGUCACUCAUAAGAUACAUAACUUCCAAAGUGAUCAAUCAACUCUGUAAUAUAUUGGAGGUUUAUAUAAUAAAAUGUUCUAUAAAUCAAAUUUA